This is a messenger RNA of Clunio marinus, 396 nucleotides long. Lineage: Eukaryota; Metazoa; Arthropoda; Insecta; Diptera; Chironomidae. The record is from the annotation of a GenBank genome assembly.
AUGACUCUAAUUGAUAUUUUUGUUCUUACUCAAUUUCCUCCGUUAGAUUUAUCGACGAUUGUCAAAACUAAAACGAUUCAUAAAGUUCAUAAUCAACUACCGCUCGAUCUUUCUGUUUUAAACAGCUCUACAUUUUAUUUUCUUAACAUCAUGAAAAUGUUAUUAAGCACUGAGGCGAAGAGAAGUUGCCAAGAAAGAGAAGAAGAAAAAAAGCAAGCAACACAUGGUCAAACCAUCGUCCAACAAAUCACACCGCAGGCACAGAAAACAGGGGAGAAAGAAAAUAUUUCAUGGAAAUCUAUUGAGACAUUGUUUGAAUUUUUAGUAAUCAAUCGAAAAUGCAAACAGAAUAAAUUAAGGAAAAAAGUUUUGUUUCUCUACACGACAACAUUUUAG